Xiphias gladius (swordfish) is the source of this 2300-nucleotide messenger RNA. It is a transcript of the gene rxfp3.3b, whose product is annotated as relaxin family peptide receptor 3.3b. Gene Ontology annotation, molecular function: G protein-coupled receptor activity. Bases 299 to 1504 code for a protein of 401 amino acids. The record is from RefSeq and is a predicted model, not a curated record. NCBI's taxonomy places the organism in Eukaryota, Metazoa, Chordata, Actinopteri, Istiophoriformes, Xiphiidae. The transcript has a single exon. Gene Ontology annotation, cellular component: membrane. Gene Ontology annotation, biological process: G protein-coupled receptor signaling pathway; immune response.
GCAGCCGGAUCCAGCCGAGUCCAGCUGCCCCCGCUUCAACCCCCUUUGGACAACCACGACCUGGACUCUGCGCAGACAUCUCACCGAGGGACGUGCUCCGCUGAGAGCCAUUGUGGUUUCGUCUUGACGUGACACGCCAGCCCCCUGCCAGGCACGCGCCUCCUCGGGCACCAGCGGGAGCAUAAAGUCAGCCGCGCGCGCACGGGGCUCAGCAGUGAACCGGUGACCGGCUCCGGUUCGUUCAGAGUGGAGAACGCGCCGCGAUGGAAACCUCUUUUCUCCGCCAGCGCAGGAGGUGAUGCGCCCUGCCGGACUCGGGUCGGGUCUGCUGCCGGAGAGCAUGGCGGAGCUCUGGAACCACAACACCACGUCCUCCUGGAACCGCUCGGCUGCGGGACAGAACCGGUUCAGCAGCCUGGACGACAUCGACGUGCCGGCGGACGGCUCCCCGACCCUGCGCAUCCUCAUCUCCAUCGUGUACUCGGUGGUGUGCGCCGCCGGGCUGGUCGGGAACCUGCUGGUGUUCUUCCUGAUGAAAGUGCGCCGGGGCCGGAAGAAACGCUCCAGCAUCAACCUGUUCAUCCUCAACCUGGCCGUGACGGACUUCCAGUUCGUGCUGACCCUGCCCUUCUGGGCUGUGGACACGGCCCUGGACUUCAGCUGGCCCUUUGGGAACGCCAUGUGCAAGAUCAUCCUCUCCGUGACGGUGAUGAACAUGUACGCCAGCGUGUUCUUCCUGACCGCCAUGAGCGUCACCCGGUACUGGUCGGUGGCGUCGGCGCUGAAGGACCGGACCCGGCGGCGGGUGUGCCCGGUGCGCUGGGUGAUCGCCGGGCUCUGGGUCUCUGCCACGGCGGCCUCCUUGCCCACUGCCGUCUUCUCCACGGUGAAGAGCGUGGCCGGUGAGAGGCUGUGCCUGCUGGGCUUCCCGGACGGCCAGUCGUGGCUGGCGCUGUACCACCUCCAGAAGAUCCUGGUGGCCUUCGUGUUCCCCAUGCUGAUCGUCACCGUGUGCUACCUGCUGCUGCUGCGCUUCGUCCGCCUGCGCAGCAUGAACAACAACCAGGUGAAGCGGAGGUCCCGGGUGACCCGCUCCGUCACCAUCGUUGUCCUCUCCUUCUUCGUCUGUUGGAUGCCCAAUCACGCCAUCACCUUCUGGGGCGUGCUGGUGAAAUUCAACCUGGUCAACUGGGACAAGACCUACUACAUGGUGCACACCUACGUGCACCCGGUGACCGUGUGCUUGGCGCACACCAACAGCUGCUUGAACCCGGUGCUGUACUGCCUGAUGCGCCGGGAGUUCCGGAAGAAGAUGAAGGACCUGUUCUGGAGGAUUUCCUCGCCCACCGGGGCGAACACCUGCCGCCUGCGACCGUUCUCCGGGACGGUGAGAGCGGAGCCGGACGACACGCAGGUUGUGAUCCCGCUGAACAACGUGGAGACGGAGAACUGCGGACUGUCUGUUUUAACGGAGCGGUGCGACACGGACACGCUGCAGAGGUGAAGCGGCCGUUGAGGGGGGAGACACAGGUCGCUGCCUCUCGCCGAAAAAACCUUUGAGUCCCGCUGACAUCGACCUGACACUCCCGGACGAACCGCGAAUCCCGGUGCUUUGCCUGGACUUUUCCUCGCAGUGAAGUUGUUCUUUGUUUCGCUACGCGUCGUGUUUCAGCUCGUUGCUUCCGGACAGCACCGUGCAAACUGCGCCAAAUCCGACGCUGCUCGUGUAAAAACCGCAAAGCGCCGGACCAAUCAUCGCAGCUACGCGUGGCGUAUUAGAUGUUUUUGACUUUGCAUCAAAGGGAUUUUAUAUAUAUAUAUGUAUAUAUGUUGUUUUUUAAAAUUUAAAGAUGUGAAACAUAAGAGGAGAGAAACAACGAGUGUGCGUAAUUUGCGCAUCAGGGCGCGUUGCGUAAAACCACCCGGCUGCGUUUCUGGCUCAGCCGACUCCGCGGAGUCCGACUGGGAGCUCGCAUGACAGUAAUGCCGAUGCUGUUCUGAGUUCUCUUUCUUUUCUUUCUCCUUAAUGUAAACGGGGAACCGGCUCAGUGUCUCAUCCAACGCAGCUUCGUUCUCUAAAGUGCGUUCUGUGCAGAGCAGAGAGUCCGGUCAUGGUCCCGCGGGGGGGGGGGGUUCGGUCUGCUGCGGCUUCAAACAUCCUUCUGUGGAGUGUCGUUGACGUUUGUUGUGGCUGGUGUGUAAAAUGUACAAGCUUGACUAAGUGAAUGUAAAAAAACAAACAACUGCCACCUUUAAAACACUGUUUGGAGAAUAAAAGAUUUCGCUUGUGUUGACGUGAA